Molecule: messenger RNA, 585 nt
Organism: Triticum turgidum subsp. durum (durum wheat)
Lineage: Eukaryota; Viridiplantae; Streptophyta; Magnoliopsida; Poales; Poaceae
Source: the annotation of a GenBank genome assembly
AUGUCUGGCCAGACGACCUCCGGGAAGGCCGCCACAACGUCCAUGUCGUCCAGCUUCGUGGCCAUCGCGGCGGUCGCCUGGGUAUCCUUCGUCCGGUCCAAGCACCCGUCCGCCAUCUCCACCAACCAUAACGUCUAUCUCUUCUUCUUCAUCGACUGUCGCGGGCGGCCUGGCAUUGACCCGCCCGUGAGUGAGAACUACUUCGGGACAUGCAUCACCGGGUGCCUCGUAAAGGCCAUGGCACAGGACCUCCUCGCUGUUGACGGUGUCGCAGCCGCCUCGGCGAUGAUUCAGCGGGAGGUCCAGCGAGCAGCGGCGGACCCGCUCGCCCUUUGGGACUGGUUGGACAUUGUAUCGUGGGUGCCACUCGACAAGAUGGUGAGCAUCAACGGGUCCACGCGGUUCAAGGCGUACGAGGUGGCCGGCUUCGGGUGGGGCGCGUCGAGCAGGACGGAGUUGGUCACCAUGAGCGACGGGCGGGUGGUGCUUGUCGCGGCCAAGAACGGCGGAGUGCAGGCAUCCGUGUGCAUGCACCUGGAUCAUGCCAGCGAGUUCAACUCGCACUUCCUUAAUUCUCUUGGUUGA